CGACCUGAUGUCAACUCAUUGAAUUUACUAGGAAAAAAACCUCAAAACUUUAAAAAAAAAAACAGUUCUCAGAGCAGGCGUAAAGGGAUUUUACUAACAAUAGRAAAGAUCAUAAACAGAUUGGGAGAGUUUCAAAUUCUACCCGGCUAACUAACGCCCAAGCGAUAUUCGAGCUCACUCCAAGGUUUUUGUGCUAUCAGAUUUGAAGCCAUUCAGCAAGACGUUGUGGCAACAAACUCGUCAGAACUCGGGUCUACGCUUUUAGAUAGCGCUGUAAGUCUAUCAAGAUAGAAGUGUAACCAAGUCAAAAUACACAAGUUGAGUCGAUGAGAAGAUUAAGGACAACUUAACACAGUAAAUUAGCGCGACUCUAAACAUCAGGUCACCGAUAUAAAUGGAUCCAAAACAAGACGAAGAAGAAAUCAAACCUAGUGUAAAAACUGAGGAAAAGCCAUCGUCGCGUCCRUUUGAUAUUGCUAAUCUAACUCGUCCGGAUAAACCAAAUAAAAAAAACGACAGCGAUCCUCUGAAACUUUGGAAACUGCAACUCCAAAAUCAACAUGCGCUCAGAGAUUUCCACCGUUGUUACGAGCCAUCAGUUUCAGAACCAGUUUUAUUUCAACGCCAUUCAUUAGUUCAAGAGCAGUACAAUCCAUACGUAUUUUCUCCGUAUCGACAUCAAGUUUUUUAUCAAAACCGUUCGUCCCUUACCGAUGUUCCAUUACCUUAUCAUCGAUGGGCGCCUUCGCCAUACAUGAACCGACUAACUUCAGGUCACUUAACCUGCCGAGAGAGCGAACUCGCCCCCUCGCUGUACCACACCCAUCGCAGGCCAUCCCUUCUGCCGCCUUCACCGAACGACAAGAAAAAGACGGAUUCCAUCUCUCACGGAGAUAGCUUUGAGUGCAUGAGCUGUAAAAAGGUCUUCGGCACAUCGCAUGGUCUAGAAGUCCACGUAAGACGAUCGCAUUCAGGACGAAGGCCGUACGAGUGCACUGUUUGUAAAAAGACGUUUGGUCACUCAGUAAGCCUUGAACAGCAUCAGUUCAUCCACACAAACGAAAAGACUUUUAAAUGCAAAGAAUGCGGCAAGGUUUUUAAAAGAUCUUCGACCUUAUCAACCCAUAUGCUCAUCCAUUCGGACACAAGACCGUUUCCUUGCAAGUAUUGCCCUAAGCGAUUCCAUCAGAAGUCUGACAUGAAGAAACAUACUUACAUUCACACAGGGGAAAAACCUCAUAAGUGCUUGGAGUGUGGAAAAUCAUUCAGUCAGUCGUCGAAUCUCAUCACACAUAGUCGAAAACACAGUGGGUUUAAGCCAUUUUCUUGCCCGACUUGCAAUCGCUCUUUCUACCGAAAAGUAGAUUUGAGAAGACAUACCUACACUCAUGAGAAUGGAGGACUAUAAACAAUAUUUGUAUAUAUAUAUAUGAUAUGUAAACAAUCAAAGAAAACUGCCCAGUAAACAAAUGAAAUAGACGCUAAAGAAACAAAGUCAACUUUAGUUGAUUAUAACAAAACGAAGACUAGCUGAAGCGAAUGAUUAAAAAGUAAAGCAUUAGAACUCAGCAGAGAACAGUCUGUUCUUCUUGGUGGAAACGUUGCCAAAAAAAAAAAUAAAUGUUUAUAAAAUAUAUGUUGAUGGAGUAUAGAAAUAUUCUAAUAAAUAACGAAUUCCAUUUCUUGAUAUUAUUCUUAAAGAAUGUAGAGCUAUUCUAAUUCAAAGCUAGUUCGGAUUGACAUUUUAUGAAUAGAAUAUAAGAGAAGUAUAAUUGACAGAAAAGAACAUACAAUGUAAUAAAUUUGGAAAGAGAAUAGAAUACAUUAUACUCUUC
Exaiptasia diaphana is the source of this 1835-nucleotide messenger RNA. RefSeq names its product zinc finger protein Gfi-1b. The record is from RefSeq and is a predicted model, not a curated record. The transcript has 3 exons. The coding region runs from base 395 to 1408 and encodes 337 amino acids. Gene Ontology annotation, biological process: regulation of transcription by RNA polymerase II. NCBI's taxonomy places the organism in Eukaryota, Metazoa, Cnidaria, Anthozoa, Actiniaria, Aiptasiidae. Gene Ontology annotation, molecular function: DNA-binding transcription factor activity; RNA polymerase II cis-regulatory region sequence-specific DNA binding.